AUGGGGGCGGGCGGGAAGGGCUGGCCGGAGACGGCGAGCCGCGGGGUGAGGACGGCCUGGUUCAUGGUGGUCAUGGUGGCGUCGCUGCUCGUCGCGUCGGCGCCCGUCGUGGUGGCCGCCGGCGACGUGGCCGUCACGCUCUGGCUCGAGGCGCGCCUCGGCUGCCCGCGCUGCCGCGGCCUCCGGGACCACCUCCGGGGGUACGCCUUCCGGAGCUCGCUCGUGGACAUACCGCUCCUCUCCGUCCUUCGCUCCUUCGCCAUCACCUGCGUAUACCUCGUGUGUGAUACUUCUGGUCUCUCUCACGGCCCGUACCUUGGAACCACAACCUUCUGUUCCUUGGCUUCGCUGCUCAUCUUGCUUAUGAAGGCCUGCGUUUACAGUCCAGCUCAGGACAUUGGGCCUGAGCUCUCGCCGUCAUUGGCGGACCACAGGCUAAAUAUGAAGAAGCUAUGGGGAAUGCCUGCGCUUUUCCUGUCAUCCUUGAUCUUUGCUCUCGGCCAUUUUGUUGUCGCUUACAGAACGAGCUGCAGGGCUCGACGAAAGCUGCUCAUCCAUCGCAUUGACCCUGAAUCGAUUCUGGCUUACAAGAAUGCCUUUCCUGGAUGCUACAAGGUUCCUCGGUCGCCCACUCCGCACAGUGCGAAACUUUAUUCAAGGAGCGAGAGCGAGACAAAGAGAAAAACUCUUGUGCACGAUGACAGGGAUAUUCCAAUCAGUUUUCUUGCUGAUAGUGAUAGCAUGUUCACUGCUUGCCAGGGGAUCACUGUACACUACAAAAUGUCUGAUCCAUCAAGUUGCAUACCUCCAGCUCCUGAAUUGUUUCCAGAAACUAAUCAUGAUGCUGUUUCGUCAAGCAUUUCUCCUAGAAGACAGAGGCAUGAGAGCCCACCAACAGCUUCCUCGAGUACCCGUCGUCUUUUGCAUAGGAGCUUUAGUCAUCAGUACCACCAAACAUCGUUAUAUGCACCAUUGUUGGUAGAACCGCUGACCUCUCCAACGGUGUCAGAUGGCAUCCCCUUUCUCAGUCUCGACGACGACAGCUUACAGGUGUGUUCGAGACCUAUGGGCUUUGAUCUCGAGGCUGAAGAGCACGGGAAAUUUGCUGUUGUUUUGGUCCAUGGGUUUGGAGGGGGAGUAUUUGCAUGGAGACAUGUUAGUAAUUUGCUUGCUCGACAAGUGGGUUGCACUGUGCUGGCCUUUGAUCGCCCUGGAUGGGGGUUAACAUCUCGACCUCGCAGAAAGGACUGGGAAGACAAGAAUUUGCCAAACCCGUACGAGCUUGAGUCACAGGUUGAUCUUCUGAUUUCAUUUUGCUUAGACAUGGGCUUGGGCUCGGUCAUUUUAGUUGGUCAUGAUGAUGGCGGCUUGCUGGCACUGAGGACCGCAGAAAAGUUACGUGCUUCUGGAGAUUCUAGGAAGGUUGAAGUGAAGGGAGUUGUUCUUAUAGGUGUAAGCUUAUCAAGAGAAGUGAUUCCUGCAUUUGCUCGUAUACUCCUGCAUACUCCUCUGAGGAAAAAGCACAUGGUGCGCCCACUUCUACGUACUGAAAUCACUCAGGUGAUCAAUCGACGAGCAUGGUUUGAUGCUACCAAGUUGACAACAGAUGUUCUUAAUCUUUACAAGGCUCCACUAUAUGUCGAGGGCUGGGACGAAGCACUCCAUGAAGUAGGCCGUCUUUCAUUUUCCACCGUCCUAUCAUCAAAAAGAGCAACGGAACUACUAAGAUCGGUGGAAGACCUCCCUGUUUUGGUGGUAGCAGGCUCUGAGGAUGCUCUUGUUUCUCUGAAGUCAGCACAAACUAUGGCUUCAGAACUUGUAAAUUCUAGGCUAGUAACUAUAUCAGGAUGUGGUCAUCUGCCACACGAAGAAUGUGCCAAUGCAUUGCUCUCAGCUCUUUCUCCGUUCAUCUCAAAAUUGGUAUCAUCAGAUGAUUCAUUGCAAAGAUUGUAG
Triticum turgidum subsp. durum (durum wheat) is the source of this 1953-nucleotide messenger RNA. NCBI's taxonomy places the organism in Eukaryota, Viridiplantae, Streptophyta, Magnoliopsida, Poales, Poaceae. The record is from the annotation of a GenBank genome assembly.